Molecule: messenger RNA, 1233 nt
Organism: Penicillium robsamsonii
Lineage: Eukaryota; Fungi; Ascomycota; Eurotiomycetes; Eurotiales; Aspergillaceae
Product: Ubiquitin system component Cue
Exons: 5
Coding region: 1-1233 (410 amino acids)
Biological process (GO): ubiquitin-dependent protein catabolic process
Cellular component (GO): cytoplasm
Molecular function (GO): ubiquitin binding; ubiquitin conjugating enzyme binding
Source: RefSeq, a predicted model, not a curated record
AUGUCAGAGGAGGACAAGAUGAACACUCCCAAGCCUUUGGCUGUCCUUAACUCCCCUACCAGCCCCCGGCCCGAGUCGCCAACUACCGCGCGCCCGAUGGACUUUGACGAUGAGCCCCAAGAGAACGGAGUUGCUACUUCCUCCCCUGUGGCUGCUCAGCCAGUUGCCCAGCCAGCUGCCGCCGAGGCCGCCCCGCCAAAGCCGCCCCGGCCCCUGAACCCGAGAGAACAGUCAGAGAAUACCCUUAGAGAGGCAUUUCCAAGCAUCGAACCUAGUGUUGUCAGAGCCGUCUUGACCGCAAGCAAUUGGAAUGUCGAGCGGGCGUUCAAUGCCCUCCUGGGUAUGACCGACCCCAAGGCCCAAGAGGAAAUGACACCGCCGCCAAAGCCGCCGCGCCCAACCCAGCAGAGCACUGCUGCACAGCGACAACUGGAAGCCGAUGAGAUGUAUGCGCGUCAACUAUCGGAGCACUACAAUGCGACAGGACGUCGCGCACCGCCCCCGAACUGGGAGAGUGACCCCCGAUACCAGAGACCUAGAGGAAGCGAGGAGUCGGAGGAGAGAGAAUACAGCUUCUUUGAUGAUGAUCUACCUGUGAUCCGCGAGAACCUCCGCAAGGGCUUCCUAGAUACACAGAGUAAGGUUAACUCGUGGGUAACAAACCUGAAGAAGAGAAUUGAUGGAGAUGAUUUGGACGAGGAACCUAUCCAGAAUCAAAGACAGACUCCGGCCAAUGCCCGGCCCCGACGGAGUGGUGAUAUGGGCCGUCGCAGUGGAGAUCGUGAGCGCUAUGACGCAGAUCCCCAGGUUCUCAGCGAUGAUUUCUCUGCUCUCGACUCCCCCACCUCGCCCCCUCGUCCGGGCCAGUCCAGCUUUAAACAUUCUGCGUCUCCUUCGCCAGACCGGCGCAGGGUGUCCUUCCAGGAUGGACCUCCCACCGAGAUUGACAACCUUUACGAUUCCUCCACACCAUCCAAGCGUCUCAGCUCAACGGGCAGCAAGGCGAGCAAAUGGCAACCAUUGUCCAGCGUCGCGCCUUCGCCCGUCGCGGAGAACGACCCCUUUAGCCUCGGCGAUAGCGAUGACGAGAAGGAAACUAAGACUAAAGAGCAGACCGCUGGCUCAGAGAGCGAUCAACUCAAGCAUGCCCCUGUCGAGUCGGUGUCCGAACCAGUUAGUUCCUCCAAGGAGCAGGAGACCAAGGGGACGAUCAAGCCUGACGAGUCAAAAUAA